AUGGACGAAGAAAGUAGACAUGAAAGUCCUAAUAAUGUUAUUUGUAGUGGGCAACCUAUAUUAUUCAAUGAACAUGAUACUGUAUCUUUGUAUUCAGGAAAGACCUUUACGUCAUGGGAAGAAUGUGAACAAUUUUUGAAUGAAUGGGCAAAGAGUCAAGGUUUUCAUAUAAUUAAAGAUCGUGUAACCCGUUGCCUUUCAAUCCGAUGGUAUAAUAUAAACAAAGAUGGAUCGCAAGAACCAUUCUUGGUUGCUGAUAAAUUUAUACAAGAUGAUCAACAACAUUUUUCUUAUGAUUUUAAUGAUUCUUCAACAGAGGAAGAAGAAUCAAAUCCAUCAGAUUCUGAUGAAUUAGAGUUGCAACAAGAAAUCAUUACAGGUGAUAAGGAAAAUUUUGAUCCUUCAAUACCAAAGUUACAAAAUCCUAAGAUACGUCGUGGAAAAGGCUGA
This is a messenger RNA of Rhizophagus irregularis DAOM 181602=DAOM 197198, 450 nucleotides long. The record is from RefSeq and is a predicted model, not a curated record. Lineage: Eukaryota; Fungi; Glomeromycota; Glomeromycetes; Glomerales; Glomeraceae.